AUGGCCAUCGCUCCCUCCCCCAGCCCGACCUACCUGCCCAUUUCCGCCCUCCUUCCGCCCAGUCGCGAACCGCACAGCGCACCCCAUCGCCCUCUUCCUUCCCCAUCAGCAGCCAUCCUCGGCCCCCUCCCGCCGACCACGCCCCUAAGCCUCGCUCUGAACUGGCUCGCACUUUCGGAUCUACCAGAGUACGAGAGCACUGUCCGGCUCGACAAUGAUGCGGGUCCAUCCAGACAUCAGGCAGGGCCGGUCGGAGUAGCAGCGACCGAAGGUGGAAAGUCGGAGAGAAGGAAACGGCGCCCGGAAAGGGUGUUGAUCGUUACUGGGCGGAAGGAUGAGUUCUACCAGGUGCUGCAGGACGAUGAUGAGGACUGGAUGAGGGAUCAUGGAUCGGACUAUACGGUAUUGGACAGGCUGAAACGCGUGGAUAUACGAUACUGCCCCUCACCUGCACAUCUCACCCUCCUCCUGUCCCUCCUCACACCCCGAGACCACACUUCAGCCGCACCAGCACCCGCAGAAAGCACAUUUAUGCUGGAAAGUCCGCCUGGACUGGUGGUGUUUUGGGAUCUAGCGGGGUUGUUGAUGGAGUGGGAAGGGAUGGAUGAGAACGCCUUACCCGACGAUGGAAUGGAUGGGCUCUUUGGCGGUAUGCAGGCAAUGGAGCCGAAGCUGCGCUUCAAGAAAAGUGUCAAGCUGUCCGACUACCUCGAUUUGAUCUCUGCGAGCAGAGCCACCGUCGAUCACAUAUCGAGCAGCGAUCCAUCGAGACCGCCAACCCAGCUCAUCGUGCUUGAGCCAAACCUGGACGCGCACAGCUCGCUCCCCGUCUUGCUUCCCUCUUCGACCGCGACCGGCGUCAACGAAAGCGCCAUGUCCUCCCAGGUCCGACAAAAGCGGAUCAAGAUCCUGGACGGGUUGCGCUGGAUAUUGGGGGAAGAAGCGAUAGGCGUUGUCUCUCCGUUCGAUACAAUCGCCGAAGACAUUCAUGCCCCACAGUUCCAGCUGGACUUCGCGGCCGACCCGGAGACGACGUGCUACAUCAAGCAGAGGCGGUGUGGGCGGGGCGAAUGGGCUCGACCGGCUUUGCGAGAGGGAGAUACCGACGGGGACCGAGGUGGAUGGCGCUGGGAGUGGGCGUAG
Molecule: messenger RNA, 1143 nt
Organism: Dioszegia hungarica
Lineage: Eukaryota; Fungi; Basidiomycota; Tremellomycetes; Tremellales; Bulleribasidiaceae
Exons: 5
Coding region: 1-1143 (380 amino acids)
Source: RefSeq, a predicted model, not a curated record